AUGCCAGGUAGUACCGCCUCUGGCCUUUCAUCAUUGUCUUCGUCCUCAUCUCCGCGACACAGGAGGGGUAGAGUUGCGAGCUCGGUGGGUUCGAGUGGGAGACAGAGGGGGUAUAGAGGGGGUGGCCAUCAAAGUAGAAGUGCGAGACGAGCUGCUGUAGGAGAAGUUGAGGAGGAUGUAUACGAGGAGGAUAGUGAAGAUGAAGAUGUGAAUGAGGGGGGAGAGAACGAGGAAGAUGAAGAUGAAGAUGGCGAAGAGAGUGAGGAUGAGGAAGAUGAAGAGGAAACAAAACCUUCCCCGAGAAGACGUAAUGCCGAACCUGCUAUCCCAGAUAGAAGAAGAAGGAGAAGAAGAAGAAGAAGAGGUACUUCCAGUCGCUCAUCUGGACAUUCAGCAAAAUCCUCUCGAGGAUCCCAUGGCUCAUCGGGAAAGCAUGGGAGGGGGAAGGGAAGAGAGAAAACCAAGAAGAAUAAAAGCAGAAGUAAAACUAAAAGUAAAAAUGGAGAAGGAUCGGGGUUUUUUGGAAAGUUGAAGAGUGCAUGGGCGAGAGUGACAGGGUCGCCUCGUAGAAAACGAACUGUUUGA
This is a messenger RNA of Botrytis fragariae, 585 nucleotides long. RefSeq lists its product as uncharacterized. Bases 1 to 585 code for a protein of 194 amino acids. Lineage: Eukaryota; Fungi; Ascomycota; Leotiomycetes; Helotiales; Sclerotiniaceae. The record is from RefSeq and is a predicted model, not a curated record. The transcript has 3 exons.